Molecule: messenger RNA, 1846 nt
Organism: Pocillopora damicornis (cauliflower coral)
Lineage: Eukaryota; Metazoa; Cnidaria; Anthozoa; Scleractinia; Pocilloporidae
Product: tolloid-like protein 1
Cellular component (GO): extracellular region
Molecular function (GO): peptidase inhibitor activity; calcium ion binding
Source: RefSeq, a predicted model, not a curated record
CUGUCAGUCAUUUACACUUAGCUCUAGAGCAUUCGCUUUUUGCGUCAGUGCAGUCAGAGUUACAGCUCAAGAAGAAAUGCACAUAGUUAUGGCGAUCUUCAGUACUGCGUUCGUUUUGCUGUAUUUCUUUGGCUCAUCUCUGGCGGUUGAAGUAGCAAAAUGUGGCGGUGUCCUUAACAAUGAAACUGGACAAAUAACUUCACCAAAUUACCCAAACGACUAUCCAGAUGGUAUCACUUGUAGAUGGAAGAUCUCUCCUUACAAGUCCCAUGUGAAUAUCACUAUUGAGGACUUCUUGCUUGAAGGAUCUACAAACUGUGAAAAUUUCGACUUCCUUGAAAUCAAAGUUAAAAAAGGCCGGUAUAGCGACGAAAGAAUCGCUGUUUGCGGGUCACUGAAUCCUCGUGUACUGAGCAUCACACUAGACGGUGAACCAGUGGAAAUGACCUUCAAAACCGAUAUGAAUGUGAACGCAAGAGGAUUCAAAAUCAGUUACCGAGGCUUUGACAUCGACCCUUGUGUGAACAACAAUGGUGGAUGCUCGCACACAUGCAACCUGGUAAAUGGGAAGCGUGAAUGCUCGUGUCCCGAUGGUUACAAACUGGGGUAUGACUCGCAGACGUGCAAAGGCGUCAAUAGUUGUUACUUCGCGGGACGACAAAAGUGUCCUUACACAAGUAAGUCAAGUUGCAAGGACCUUGCACACGGUGUUACCACUUGCGUCUGUUGGCAUGGUUACAAGAAAGACUUAAGGCACAACAAAUGCCGCGAUAUUGACGAGUGCAAAGAAGUUCCGAACCGGUGUGGUGUUGGGGUUUGUCAUAACAAAAUAGGUUACUAUUACUGUACCUGUCCCAAAGGGUACCAAUCAGGCUAUAAAGACGGCAAACAGACAUGCCGGGAUACAGACGAAUGUAAUAGUUACAGGCAACCGCACUGUGGAGAGGCCCAAUGUGUUAACACUCCCGGGAGCUAUGUUUGCCAAUGCAAACCUGGAUAUAAGUUCAACGAAGUUUCGAAAACCUGUGAAGAUGACGAUGAAUGCACCGCGAACAUCGGUGGAUGCGAUCAAGUUUGCUCGAACACAAAUGGUUCCUUCAGUUGCAGCUGUCAUCUGGGGUUUUUCCUGGAUAGCAAUGGCAAAACAUGCAGGGAUGUAAAAAUUGAAGGUUUUGGACCCGUCAACACAGACAAUGCCUGCCAAGGAGAAUCGCUGAGAAUAUCCUGCAAAGAUCCUUUAAAAUCGCUCAUAAUUUUCGAAGCAAAGUACGGUGAUGCUGGAGAUCCAACAAUUUGUCCUUACAAACAGUUCAUCGCCCAAGUCGAUAGCAAGAGCCCUGACACUUUGCCUUGUUCCGAAAACGUGACAAAGGAGAUCGAGAGAUUGUGUGGCUGGGAAAAUACAUGUGAAGUCAAAGCCGAGUCUUCCCUUAGCCGUGUUUGCCGUGGACCCAACAACCAUUUGUCUGUUGUUUAUUCUUGCGGUAAACCCCUGAAGUGUCCACCUCUGCCCAAACCAGACAAGUGUGUUGCUCCUGUAAAGAACGAGUGCAAGACGGACAAGGAUUGCCCCCUGGCUAAAAUGUGCUGCUUUGACGGAUGCCAGAGUGUGUGCUCUAAACCUGUUUUGUACACGAAGCCCACAGCUGGUUCCUAAGGCAACAGGUGUCCUGAGAAACAAACUGCUUGACAGGGACUGGACAAUUGGCACAAAAGUGAAAAAAGCUGACUACAGUAACAGCAGUAAAUUGGAAUUAUUAAAUGAAAGCUUUUUCUUUUGUCUAUCGAUAGAAAUCAUGUUUGUAUUCCUGUGAUAAACAAUACAUGACUAGUAAAGCUUACUCUA